Molecule: messenger RNA, 1606 nt
Organism: Diachasma alloeum
Lineage: Eukaryota; Metazoa; Arthropoda; Insecta; Hymenoptera; Braconidae
Gene: myd
Product: 45 kDa calcium-binding protein
Biological process (GO): calcium-ion regulated exocytosis
Cellular component (GO): endoplasmic reticulum
Molecular function (GO): calcium ion binding
Source: RefSeq, a predicted model, not a curated record
AAAAAUUACCGAACAAGUCAAGUAAUUUUUAUUCAACAUUUCUCUCCAUGUAAUGUCACUCGGUAAUUAAGCAGUUGUGCCUCUGAAAAGUUGAACAUGCGCAAGCCUGAUCUCAAGUUCAUUCGGAUCACUCGAUGGACAAUUCUCGUGCCGCUUGUUAUUUACGUGUGCUUUGUUUAUAUCAAGUACAAUAAUACGAUGAGACUGAAGAGUUCGAGUGGAGUUGGGGGCCACGGGAUACAGGAUCUCGUGGCCGAGGUGGAUUCAGCCGUUAAAUUGAAGAGUGAUGAGAGGGAGAAUGAGGCUGGCAAGAGCGAUAACGGGAAUUCCCAGCUGAUUCGGGAUAUCGAGGAGAGGGAGAAUAGGGAGAAUCCGAGACUACUGCUGGAGGAUGUGUUCAGGCGAGCGGACACCGACGAGAAUCAGGAAUUGAGUAUUCAGGAAUUGUCUAAGUGGAUUCAUGCGAAAAUUAUUGAUCACAUCAAUCGGGCUAUGCGGGACAAUGUGGGACUGUUUACGGCCAUUGACAACGAUCCCAGGAAUGGAGAAGUCUCGUGGGAGGAAUAUCACGCCUACUUCCUCCGAUCCCACGGUUUUUCCGAAAAAUAUAUUAGCUCUCACGACAAGAAGCAUUCUCAGCUCCCGAGAGCGUUGAAAGAAAGUAUUAUGAGAGAUAGAGCGAGGUGGAUUGAGGCGGCGAGAAAUGAUCCUGAAAAGUUGGCACUCGACGAAUUUCUCGCUUUCACUCAUCCCGAGAGCAGUCAUCGAGCAUUGUUGCAGAUGGUCGAGGAUUUAUUCGAAAAGUUCGAUCGAGAUGGUGACGAGCAAUUGACUGAAAACGAAUUUGCUGAUUUACCGUCGGACGGAAUGGGUUUGGACUUUCAUGAGGAGCAGAAUGCCCAACCAGUGGGGGGAAGUGAGGACCGGAGACAGGAGUUUCGACAUCUCAUUGAUAAAAAUAAGGAUGGGAAGGCGGACAGAGCAGAACUUCUGAUGUACAUUGAUCCGAGGAAUCCAAGACAUGCGAUUCAGGAGGCGCAACAUUUAAUCGAAGUCUCUGAUAUCAACCAUGACAGAACGUUGAGUUUGUCGGAGGUGCUCAGUAAAAUGGAUUUAUUCCUCGACAGCAAAAUGGUUGACACUGAGAAGAGUUUCCACGACGAAUUUCGAUGAGACAUGAUCAAAUAAAAUCAAUGUCUGGGGGUGAGAAACUUUUUCUGAGGAUUUUCCUUCGAGAAUGGCAAUGGGAACUGAACAUAUUGGGGUGAAGGGAUGAAACGAGUUGAGUAAACUCAACUUGAGGAUGAGUUUUCGAGAAAAAUUACCGAAUUCAAGAGAGUAGGAAAAUUCUUUUGCAAAACGAAUUGAGAACUGCAAAAGAAGGAGUUUCUACAUUACCUCUACCUUGAAUUUAAAAAUGUUGGGAAAGGUUACAUGUGUGAAAAUAAAUUUAAUAAAAUGUCUAACUUUCUGUAAGAAAUUCUAUAGAAUUUCUGUUGAAACUCUAUAAAAAAUCUAUUUGAGUUCGUCUAAAAGAUUUUAUCUCUUACUCAUUGUUAAUAUAUUUUUACUAUUUUAUUUCACUAUUUAUUAUUAUUAUUAUUGU